AUGGCUACAAAGCGAAAUUGGUCACAGUAUUGUGAUGGAGUAUCUCUUGACCCAGAUUCAAAAGUCAGACGUCGAUCUACACGCAUCAACAAAAGGUCGAACCAAGCACUACCUCGCAGGACGACGCGAGGAUCACCCAACUAUUGCGAACCGGAUUACUACUCCUUCUGGCUUGAAUCGGAUGAAGAAUAUGAGGAGGAUGACGAGGACGAACAGCAACAGAGCGAGAGUUCAGAGGAUUCAGAGAUAUUAGAGGAGGAAGAAGAAGAGGACGGCGAUGACGACGACGAGGAAAACUGCUACGAUCAACCCAGCAAUAACCACAGGGGCCAAAUCAACACCCCCCAGCACGACCAAUUCCCCGAAAAGCAGAAGCCACCACCACCACCAAUCAUUGUUUUAGACGAUGAAGAGCAUGCUACAACUACACCAAGCAAUAACCCAACCAAACCCCAACAAAGACCACGAGCUAUCCUCACACUGCGUUUCACAAGUGGGAAACUGCUGGCAAGCGGCAUGAAUAAUACAUCCCAGUCGCAUACCAGCGCAGCAUCACGACAACAACAACAACAACGAGCCACCAUCAGCAAGGACAUAGCGCAGACUGAGCUCUCACAUGCCUUGGCUAAUGCCGCUGCUGCGAGGGAGGAACAUGACCGUGCUGAGGCUGCGCUUACAAGAGCUCAGCGAUGUUGUGAUGAGGCUGCAAGCAGGAGAGAUGCCGCGAAUAAGAAAGUACACGAGUUGUGCGAGAAGGUUAUGAGGAGUAGGGAGUGA
Molecule: messenger RNA, 777 nt
Organism: Lithohypha guttulata
Lineage: Eukaryota; Fungi; Ascomycota; Eurotiomycetes; Chaetothyriales; Trichomeriaceae
Exons: 1
Coding region: 1-777 (258 amino acids)
Source: RefSeq, a predicted model, not a curated record